AAGUUUUAAAGCAAAAGCAAAAGGCGAAAAGCUCAGCUCAUCUAAAGGCAUUCAACCAUCUGUAUAAAGAAGAAGUGUGCUUGCUUGCUUGCUUGCUUUUGUAAGAGCUGCAAGGAAGGCCAUUGAUGAGGAGACGAAGCUCGUAAGAAACGAGAGAGAGAAUGACGAGUAAGCACAGAGACGAAGGAAAUGGCGAGCGGAUUGUAUCGGAAGGAAGUCGCGGUCGAGACGAUGGCGGUGAGAUGGGGAAGAAACUGACCGUAUCGACAUUGCAAGCUAGAGAAGAAGAGAUUGAGAGGAGGAAGAUGGAAGUUAAGGAGAAGGUUGAGUUGCAGUUAAGCCGUGCUGAGGAAGAAGCUAAACGCUUAGCACAAAUUUGGGAAGAGCUGGAGGUAAUGGGAGAUCCAAUGGGGAAAGAAGUUGGUAAUGUGAGAAAAAGAAUAGACACAGCUAAGAAGGAACUGAAAUCACUGGGACAGAUCUGCCAAAAGAAGGAAAAAGAAUAUAAAGAAGUCUUGGAAAUAUUCAAUGAAAAAACCAACGAGAAAGCUCAGCUACUCACUACACUCAUGGAGCUGCUGGAUCAAAGUGAGAGAUGGAGGAUGAACAAGCUUGAAGAAUUGAGUAAGCACAUAGCAUUGACGAACUGAUCGAGAAAAUAUGAAUGGCUAUCUAUAUUGUUGUCCAUGAGUAGCACCUUCAUUUUUUCUGUUCUUGUUAAAAUUGUACUUUUAUUUAAAGAAAUGUUUCAGAAAGUGUUAAAGAUAAA
Molecule: messenger RNA, 769 nt
Organism: Cucurbita moschata (crookneck pumpkin)
Lineage: Eukaryota; Viridiplantae; Streptophyta; Magnoliopsida; Cucurbitales; Cucurbitaceae
Exons: 4
Coding region: 162-650 (162 amino acids)
Source: RefSeq, a predicted model, not a curated record